Molecule: messenger RNA, 8245 nt
Organism: Pecten maximus
Lineage: Eukaryota; Metazoa; Mollusca; Bivalvia; Pectinida; Pectinidae
Product: ankyrin repeat domain-containing protein 27-like
Exons: 26
Coding region: 179-3829 (1216 amino acids)
Biological process (GO): neuron projection morphogenesis; early endosome to late endosome transport
Cellular component (GO): tubular endosome; plasma membrane; late endosome
Molecular function (GO): guanyl-nucleotide exchange factor activity; SNARE binding
Source: RefSeq, a predicted model, not a curated record
GGGAAAUUACUUCGAGCAGAAAAGAACAAGGUACGAUUCGAAAGUAAAUAUUGCGGCUGACGCCCGUAUAAGAAGAGUCACACGACACACAGACGGUUUGAAUGCUGCACAGUGUCAUGGGUUGACAUGCAGGUGAACUUGACACACUAAGAUCAGUCAAAGUCUGUAAACAUCAAGGAUGGACAGAUACGAUGAAGAUAUUUAUGACAACCCAUUCUUUGUCACGCUCACAACAAAGUUUACAGACAUAUAUGAGGAGGCCACAAGCAAGCGAUGGACAUUGUGUGUGCCGAAGUAUUCCUCUGUGGUGAAAGAACCCAGUUUUUCUCGUGAAGACAUCACAGAGCAUGUAGUAAUACCUUUGAGUGAUGACGGCGAGGAAUUUAAGAGUUGGUCUAACAAGAAACUGACCAUCUGUAAUGGAAAUGUCAAUAUUGUGCCAACAGAUGUGGUCCCAGCUAAAACGGUUCCCAUCUUAUUUGAAGAAAUAUUCUAUAACAACAACAAUGAGAGUUUCCGGGUUCUUUGUAUCAACUGUCUGCUCAACAGGAGUGGUGUGGAAUCGUGCUAUGACCAGGAAGAGAAGAUCACUAAACGACCUACAUCAUUUGAUGACUGCAAGGAACUCUUGUUUGGACAUCCAGGUGGACGAAAGACAGAAGAAAUGCUGACUAAACUACUGGAGUCAUUUAGCUUGUCAUACAGCAGACUGCGGGGUGAAAGUUUCAGGAGUCUGGUGGAUGCGGCAAGUGCCCAGUUCACCAAAUCUAUGCAGACCGUUCUGAAAGAUGCUAAUGUAAGACGUACAGCACAGCACAGUCAAAUGGACAUGGACAAUCUAAAGGUCGCUGUUGAGACAUACAUAAUGCAUGCCUUACACCGCCACCUAUUCCAAACCCUGACCGCCUGUAUGUCAAGUGAGGAUUCAGAGGUCAACAAGAUGGUACGUAACAGCACAGAUGUCAAACCUCGUGACCUUGGUAUAAGGUCAGAGUUCAUACGAAAUAUUGUGUCUGCUAAGAAAGAGUUAGUAAGGAUCAACAAGUUCAGUACUCCAAUGGGGCGCCUCUCCUGUCUGAAACGAGUUGUAACCAACCUCAGCAAGCCUCUCUAUCAGAACAACGGUGAAAACAAUGAUUCCCUGUUAAUGACUACAGACGACUUCUUACCAAUCCUCAUCUUGUUGGUGGUCAAAUCAGAGAUUCCUAACUGGACUGCCAAUCUGAUGUAUAUGAAGUACUUUCACUUUUCAAAGACGACAGAGGAUGAUGAAUACUCGUUCUACCUGACAACUGUUGAGGCAGCCCUGGAACACAUACGCAGUGGUCGCCUCAAGGAAGAGGCCAUAAAAGCACACAGAAUUACGGAGUGUGAGACAGCUGAUCAGAAGACAUUAGUUGGUAGAUCAUUGUCGGGAGGAACGACAACUGUCGACAAAUUUUUUCAGUACGUACAGUAUGGUGAUGAGACAGCUGUCACCCAGAUGCUGCGACGACCUCGAGACAGUCAGGACCAGGUUUCACUCAAGUUGUGUCAUCCUUUGUGUAGUUGUGAAAAGUGUGCCAAACUGAUGGCUCAGCACAGGACAGAUGUCAACCUUGUCACAGCUUACACUCGCGACGAUCGCGGGUACACAGCUCUCCACAUAGCGGCCCUGAAUGGCCAGGCCCACCUUAUAGAUGUGCUGAUAAAAAAUGGGGCACUUGUCAAUGCCAGUGACUACCUCAGCUACACCCCCCUACAUCUGGCCUGUCAGAAGGGUCACCAGAACAUCAUUUUAUUGUUGGUGCAUUUCAACGCCGACUGUACACAGACUGAUGGGGAAGGUAACACACCACUACACCUGUGUGUGGACAAUGGACACGAGGAUUGUGUAAAGGCAAUGGUAUUCCUGGAUCAUGCCAAAACGAAAUUGGACGUCAACACUCAGAAUGUCCGUGGAGAUACAGCUAUACAUCUGGCAGCUAAAUGGGGAUAUGAAAACAUUGUGAGUAUCCUGCUUGAGAAUGAUGCCCAGCCGAGUUUGAGAAACAGAAAGAAGCAGACACCCUUUAAUAUUGCUCAGAGUUCCAAAGUCCAGGAGCUCCUCAAAAUGGCGGCCUCCUUACCGAGACUGGAAGUGAGCAGGAACAAAUCUAAAAGUAUGGUGGACUAUGAAAUUGUGACAAAGAAGGAGGUAGCCUUGGAAACGCCUCAGCCCCAGGCCCCUAUCACCCAUGUAGUUACCUCCCUUGACCAGGUUGAAAACCGACAGCUGGAAAAGUUAUACAAAGCUAUUAAUGAUGGAGACCUACCAAUGGUAAAGUUCCACCUGGGCUGGAGUGAUUUUGAUGAUGAAGAUGAUUUUGAGGUUUCCGAUAUGUCCAUUGUUGAGCUUUGCCACCCUCUCUGUCAAUGUAAAAAGUGUCUCCCUAUACAGAAGACAGUGUUUAGUGUGUCAAGCUCGGGAAGGAACGGUAUCCAUAUUAACACACAGGACAAAUCAGGCUACUCCCCUCUACUUCGUGCUGUUUUGUGUGGAAAUCUAGAGUUUGUUCAACUGUUCUUACGGAGGGGAGCCAAUGUGAAUUGUCAGACAGUAAAGAACAUCACUCCUCUACAUCUGGCCUGUUUCCUUAGACAGACCGAGAUUGCCAAGGUGCUGGUUGAAAACGGUGCUCAGAUGGAUGUACGCGACAUGGCAGGGGACACACCUGUCCAUAUAUGUUGUGCUAAAGGCAAUCUCGCUCUCCUCAACCUUCUUGUACAGAACUCUGCUGAUAUCAAUCUACAAAACUUGUGUGGGAACACACCACUCCACUUGGCUGCUGUACAGGAGAAACUGGACGUGGUCAAGCGUCUGAUCAGUCUUGGGGCGAAGGUGACAGUGGUCAACAAGGACAGCUGCACUCCCGUACAACUAGCAGCCAAGAACCCAGAGAUUGAAUCCAUACUAGCAAAAUGCAUGCCCAAACAAUCAGCUGUGAAGAAGGAACUACCAGGCUCAUCAAUACAAGACUCACCUAUAUCCAUCCAUGACCUCUUCUCAGCAUUUGAGGCAAAGGAUUUGGAAACAAUGAAUAUCCUGAAUCAGGCAAUCCGUGAGUUUGAUGCUCGAGCAAGUCUCAAAUGCACAACAGUCCGAGACGCCUCCGAUAAAACAGUCACUAUGCUUCGACAGCAACACUCCAUCAAGAAGUUUGACUUGCGAGAUCUGAAGCAUGUCCAAUCUCUGGACAAGAGUGAUCCCUUGUAUAUGUAUCGGCUUUCAGUCAGUGAGAUGGAGUCAGAAAGUGAAAGUCCUCAAGGUGCCUGUGAAAAUAGAACAGAGGAUGAGAAUCAUGAUGAUGAUGGUGCUGGCAGCAAGGCGGCAGAGGUUGGUCUUGAAUGUUCUUUAGACAGAAAAGAAACAUCACUGCAGGGAUGUUCGAAUGUGAAAGACACAUCCAUGCAAAAUAAAGAUUUAAUCGUAAAAGCAGACAAAUUUGUUUUAGAAGUAACAAAUGAGGAUGUAUUUGAUAAUGGUAUAGACAAUCAAAUGGUCAGUGGUCCUCCAGGUCAGUUUGUGACAACGGCACCAUUAGGGAGCCUAGUGUCACCUAGUGAUAACUCACGAGUGGUCAGAGAUAAGUCAUAUCUGAUGCACAAUGAAGAGAAUCGUGAGGGUAAAUCAAGCACUUCAAUGACAAUGGGAUCAGAGGAAUUUCCAAUUCCGGUAGAAACGCAUGUCAAUGAUACGACUCCGUCGUGCCUUAUUGAUCAAGAGGGUUCAUCUGAAUAUGAAUCUGAAGGAGAUAUUUUUGAAGAAAUGGAGAGAAGUAAAUUAAAAUCUCCUCAACUAGCCAGCUAGAUAGUGUAAUAAUGUGAUAUGUAGAUAUAGUACUGUUUUAUAUACAUUUGAGAGUCCUUAUAUGUCUGGUAGGCAUUCAAUAUUAACUUGUGAUGUUCACACUGCUUGGAUGGUGGAUACUCUAUUGUCAGCUUAUUUGAAUUAUAAUUAAAAGUAUUAUGUUCGGGAAAUAGAAUACAGUCAACCACUACAAAUAUGCUUUUUGUGAAAUCUGACUGAUAAGUAUUACUUAUUUUUUCCUGGCUAGGCAUUGUAUCAUUAAUAUUUAUUUAAAUUAUGUAACAAAUUAUUUGUUUAUGACUGCUGGGUUUUGUUACAAAUUGGUUUUAUCCCACCUGUCACAAAUAUAUGAUGUAUUUCAUCUUCAUUGUACACUUAACGUGAGUGAUAUGAUUAUAUUAGGGUUGAUUUUAUGCAUGAUUGAAUUGUUUAGGCCUUUAAUGAUCAAAGCUGAAAAAAAUGUAAAUUCUAUACUGUCGAUAAAAAAUUCUUUACAUCAUUUUGUGUUGCUUUGAAUUAAAUGUUCAUUACUUGACUUAAUUUGACAUUUUCCACAUAAUUUCGUUCAUCAGGUUUGCUUAUUUACUUAUUUAUUAGAAAUAUUCAAAUGAAAUUGCAGCCUGAAAUUCAUCUUAAUAAUUAUAUUGAUAACAUUAUAUAAAAAAAAUGAAAUGAUCCACCUUGGGUUAUCAUUACAUCAGUUUCCGUAGUAGGAGGUUAGUUAGUUCACUUGGUUUGAUUCACCAUGGUGAGCUUAUGUGGCGGUUCAUUAGCAUCAGUAAAAUUUCACAUAAAUACCCCACAAUCACUGAGCAUCCUGAGCAUGUUUUAGACGAAAGCCUUCCAUGGACUUAUUCCAUUGACCUGUUGGCAGAAUAGCAAUAUGGCAGCAGAUUUCAAAUCAGCUGCCAAAUGACCAUGUGAGAAGAUCACAAUUUCCUUUCCAAAAUAUCCCGGUAAGAAGACUUCAAUCCUUGCUUCAAAACAGGCGAUGGCAGCAAAUCUCAACUUUUCUCCUGAACAUUGUGAGAAAAUUUCAACAUCACCUCUAAAAAAAGCCAUAUGAGGUUUCAACCUCUUGUGCAAAAAGACACUUAUGUAGUCAAUUUUAUACAUACCUCCAGAAAGUCCAUGUAAGAAGAUUUCAACUUCACCUCAGUAAGUAGCUUUCAGUCCUGUCUUCAGUCCCAUUACUUCAUGUUGUCAUCUAUUUGUCUAGAAUUGUUCCAACUGUUUAUUCAUUUAUGUUUAAGAUUGAAUGAAAACAGCUAUGGGUGCUAACAAAUGAUGUUUUAGGUACUGAGUGCUUACUGUAGAGACGAUGUUUAUGGGAUUGUGGGUCAAAUGGAAAUGUUUGAUUCUGCAAGUAAAAUAAGUUAAUGAGAAAUUUACUAUUUAUUUGGAAAUCUUACAAAUUAUUCUAUUGAUGGAAGUCACUUUUUUCAACACUUCUUAUUAGUAGUGAAUAAUUUUGAAUUGGCCCUGCAGUGAUAAAUGAUGCAGUCUGCCUUGUUUCUUUGCAAUGAGACACUCUUGUGUCGUUUGCCUGCUCCAUAUUGUUUGUUUAUAUAACUUAAAUAUUAUUUUGUUAGGGGUUUCGUUUAACAUCUACUAUAGGUAUCCUCAAAUAGGUAUAUUUAUUACCGAUUGGGCAUUGUCAUAUAAAAGCCACAGGCAAAACCUAAAUCUUCCACUAAUUUAAUUGCUCCAAUGUGAAUGCUUGAAGUAAGCUAUAUCUAAUUGAUAAGUAAAAAUGGCAGUACUUCAUAGAUAUUCUAAAAGAUGUAAUUAUUGCUUUAAUUGAUAUUUCUGUUGUUUUUUGUCUUAACGAUUGUGCCAUGACAGUUGAAAACAUAUGUUUUUUUAUGUUCAUGUUAUAUUGGUCUAAAAUGCUAAAGGUUCAUAUUUCAGAUUAAUGUGAUUUACGUCGUAGUUUUUAUAGCCAAUGCCAAGGAUUUUAAAGGAACUUGUUAGAGAGGUGUUACUGAGGAGACGUUAAUGAUGGGAAAUUGUUAUGAAGGCUCGGUUUUAAUAGGAAUGUUUGUUUUUGGAAGUGUUGCUGAGUAGAUGACUUUAUUGUGAAUUUGUUAAUACAAGCCAAUCAAUUAAUUUGGAGAUCGUAUGAAUCCCGAACUACUUUCAUUUUCGUUGUAUUUUUUGACACUGUGAAAUAUUUCAUUUAUAUAUUGUCCUUUUAUGAACUUUUCUAUCUAUAUGAUAUCUUCUAGUUUCUUGGUUAACAUUGGCAUAGUUCUAUCUUUCAUAUAAUUUUAGAGACCUUCGUGAUAUGUUAGGUAUAACAUGUUAUUAUAACAAAGCUGUAAAACUAUAGAUAAGUAUUUCGUAACGUUUGAAUAAUCAUAGCACUAGACAUUCUCCUUACAAUAGUCGGAUGUGACGCUAUGGAGUAUCUAAUGGAACGGUUAUGAUAUAAAUAUUAUGGUUACUGCUGCAAUGACUACUGUUAUGGUUACUGUUGCUAUAAAGGCUGUGUUAGGGUUACUGCUGCAAUGACUAUGUUGUUAUGGUAACUGUUGCUAUGACGCCGUGUUACGGUUACUGCUGCAAUGACUAUGUUGUUAUGGUAACUGUUACUAUGACGGUCGUGUUACGGUUACUGCUGCAAUGGCUAAUGAUGUUAUUGUUACUUCUGCUAUGACGACUCUCUUUUUGCAAUAACUGUUGUAGACAUAAAAGAUAAAUUGAAUGAUAAAAAUAUGAUGUUCUCCUGAUCAGUUGAAUGCUUUAUUUGUACUGGUUGAAAAACCUGACGGCUUUCACCAUUAAGCGGUGUUAAAUUAAUCAUCUUAGGGACAACGCUGUAAAUUAUUUCACAAUUGUAGACUGCGAGACCCGUGACCUAGUCGCUACAAAAGGGGGUUAAUAAUACGGAUAAACUGAAAGAAUCUUUGGGAUUUUUUCUCUCUAAGUUUUAAUUUAAAUGUACGUGCGAUUGGUGUUAUUAAGAAACCAAUAAUGUCAAAUAUGUCAACUUGAAUGAGUGUUGUAAUAUAUGGUAUUAAUAACCAGGCGAAAUGUUACAGAUUCCUCUGGUAUUCUUUUUAGAUUAUAUAUUGUGUACUUUCUGAGGCUCUUCGUUAAUGUUUUCUAUGUGUCAGAUGCCUACAAACUGCCUCAUAUUGAUAUGAUGAUUUUCUAAAGCCAUUUAACGUUUUCUAUCUAGACUACAAACUGCCCAAUAGUAUUAUGUCGAAUUUCUUAAGUAGUUUUGUUUUCUUUCUAGACAGCAAUACAGGUUGAAUCACACCUGAUUUUGUUCAGUUUCUGAAACAAUUUGAUGAGGUUUACUAUCUAGAUAAGCCUACAAAAUUCCCCUGUGAUUUGUCAGUCUUUGUGAAGUUUUUUUUGACGAUGAUUGCUAUCUACACCUGCCUAAAUUGCCGUAUAUCGACAAUUUGAUAGAUUUUGUUGAUUUUUAAAAUCUGAUGACUGCUCAUUUCUAAGUUUCGAUUUGUCCAUUUCCUGAGACAGUUUCAUGUUUCUAGCUAAACAUACCUACAUGUUAGAUUACCAGAUACGUGUUAUUUCUCCUGAAUUCUAUCUCCUGUACAUACUAUCUGCAUAUGAUUUCCAGUUUAAUCGAGCAGUGAAUGUACUCGAUAUCGACUUUUAUUAGUGCUAAACAGUUUAUUACAAUGUAAAGAAAUACUUGAGUGUUUAUGUUAAUGAAAUAGAUCAUCAAGUGCCAUAAACGGUCGAUCAUGUCUCCGUCCCUAUCACAGUAUUAAUGUGUAUAGGUAGAUAUAGUUGAUAUUGUGAUAUAUAUGUUUAAAACACUACAAUACCUACUUGCUAACAUGCCUACUUUCUUACAUCCUUGAUCCUCCAUGGGUAAUUCUCACUUUUGCUGUCUGCACACCUGGAACAUAUGUCAAAAUCGAAGGCUCCAUUUGAUGUCUUGGUAUUCCAAAGGUAGCCGUGAGCGAAAGUGAACCUAAACCCUGGGGUAUCCCGUAUGCUCUUCGUUAAUAAAAGCAAAGAGACGUCACCCACCAUUUUAAUUGUCUUUCAAAACGUUAACCUUCAUUUAGGAAUCUGUUUUGUACCAUUGAUGUUUUACCAUAAACCAUAAAGCAUAACUACCACUGUGUGCUAAAGUUUCGAAGAAUAUGUAUUCGCGACAAGAGAGCGGUACACUUUCGUUUCGUGAUACAAACAAGUUAAUGUGGUCCUUUCCUCUGAGAUCCUUUAAGCAUAUGUGUUGCCGGGAUUUCCCCACUGUAUUGAGGUUAAUUUUAGAAUCAUACAGAUUGUUGAAGUUUUCUUGUAAUGUUUUGUGAUAGAAAUAUACCAGUGACAGAAAUUGUUGAUAAACUGGUACAUAUUGUUUACACUGUUAGACUAUUGUGCAUUUCUUGUUACAAGAAUGUGAUAAUAAAACUGUUACAAAAGUAA